AUGAACGCUACCAAGAUGCUGCAGCACGGUCGCCAGCCCAUGAUCCGCUUCCUGGGCAAGCGCUCAACCCCCUCCAAGGUUGACCACACCCCCCACGCCCACCCAGCCUCCCCAACCCACGCGCUCCCCGAGUCCUUUGCGUCGUACCGACAGAAGGCUCAGCAGCACGGCCCUCUCCAGAAGAACCAGAUCCCUGCACACAUUGGCGCCACGCCUGGCGCUUCCCUCGGCCCCAUCGAGCCUGGACGGGGCAUGUACUUUGAUCGCUCCGAGCUACCCUCGCGCUUCCAACGGCUAUCUUGGUCUCAGGACGAGAUCGACGCAAUUGAGUCUGGCGGCGCCAGCCAGUUUGCAUAG
Dothidotthia symphoricarpi CBS 119687 is the source of this 357-nucleotide messenger RNA. RefSeq lists its product as uncharacterized. The record is from RefSeq and is a predicted model, not a curated record. The transcript is spliced from 2 exons. Lineage: Eukaryota; Fungi; Ascomycota; Dothideomycetes; Pleosporales; Dothidotthiaceae. Gene Ontology annotation, biological process: 2-oxoglutarate metabolic process. The coding region runs from base 1 to 357 and encodes 118 amino acids.